Caenorhabditis auriculariae is the source of this 872-nucleotide messenger RNA. The record is from the annotation of a GenBank genome assembly. NCBI's taxonomy places the organism in Eukaryota, Metazoa, Nematoda, Chromadorea, Rhabditida, Rhabditidae.
AUGGUGGAUGAGUAUCAAGAAGUCGUCGACAAAUUGUGCCAAAUCCAUGCAGAUGACGUCGAAAAGUGUGCGGAAAUCCUGGACAUUCUAGCGAUCCAAGAUGCGAAAUGCGGGGGAAGAGGGAACUCAGCUAUGUGGAGAAUGCUGAAGAGCCUCAUCGCCUUUGAUCAGGUGAGCGUUCGCAAGAAACUAUCCAGCGGGCCCUCUGUGAUGUUCCCAUCCUUCUCAUAACUUUCCUGGAUCUUUCAACUCCUCUUGCUAUUGUUUCCGUUAGUCAAACCGUAUGAAUGCUUUAUUAUAAGUUUCUGCUCGUAGGCAAAGUCGGAAGGACCCUCCGAGGGUCCAUAAAGGUCCAUAGAAAUGUUCCUAUUUUGCUGCCUUUUGGGCCAUUUUCUCAGCCCAUAUGCACCUUUUUGCGGUCUCUCCCUUCCGUCAUUUCUCGAGCCUUCAAGAUCCCAGAAAAAUGGAAAGAUAAAAGGACUCUUUUUUCUGCCUUUUAGCUGCCUUUCUGCGGCCUUUUUGCUGCUUUUUUGCUGCCUUUUUGCUGCCUUUCUGCGGCCUUUUUGCUGCCUUUUUGCUGCCUUUCUGCGGCCUUUUUUGAGCCUCUACCUUUUAGCGACCAUUAUCCACCAUCCCGACUUUGCCCGAGCUGAGUCUCCUGAGCUGUGUGUGACUCCUUUAACACUUGGCGUUAAUUUUACACUAAGCUUUUUUUUUCAGCCAUUCAAGUCUUAUUCCGAGAAGCUCGUUCUAUCAGCAGAUAAAAUGCCGUCUCGACCAGCAAUGCCGUUGGGCCAAACUAUGGAUGUGCGUCCGGUUAGCCCCAAAGGUAAUAAAUUGCGCAUUUAAUGAUCGAUAUUCAUUGAGCCUAA